GUUUGGAGUGAUGCAGAACCUAAAUGUGAAGGACUGUGGACCAUCAUGCUCAACGACUCAGUGUCAACCCUUAACCAAAGUGUUGAAGGAUCAGGGUCUUUUUGAUGUGACUAUACAUCAGUGUUCCACUGUUUGGAAUUCAUCUGCACAAUGGAAUGAAGUAGAAAAAAAAGUUGUCAGUUUUAUUGAGAAUAAUGAGUGUUGGGAUAAGUGUUUAGAUUUUGCCCUUUUGCCUCUGCGUAUAUCUAGAGGAAAAGAUGCGCAGUACACACCAAGCUAUUUAACAUUUGGCAGGGAAUUCCGCCUGCCCCUAUACCUAUCACAUCGAGAGGAUGUCAGCUGCACAAGUGCCACACUGGACCCCCACCUGACAAUAGGCCAGAUGCAGUGCUCAACUGAUAGACUAGUCCAACUCUACACAGAAUAUACCAGUGAUAUGGGGAAAGAAGUCACGGAACAAAACGUUGAGGUGACGGACAAAACCGACUUUAAAGUACCCACAAGCUCUAAUCUGUCUGGAAAGAAACGUGGAAAAAGAAAGAGAGGCUUGCAACAAACCGACAAAGAAGUGGAAGAGAACAAUGAUAAUAGUGAUGUUGUUUACAGUACUGAGGGUUCAGAGGGUAAUACAGACGUUCCUUUGUCUACAGGGCUACCCAAGGGGGCAAAAAAGCGUAAACCCAGACAUUCCCAGCAGCUCAAGGAUAGCAAACAUAUCAAAACAGAAUCAGCCAAGGAGGCAGAUAAUGAUGGAGAUUUUGAAAAAUAUGAUCAAGAAAUGUGCAAGAUAUCCUUAGAUGUGUUCUAUAGAAGCAUUUUGACCUACUUGGAAGAACAGACGUACCCUCGUGGGAGUAGUGAACACCUGAAGCGGUCUGUCAGGAAAGCCCACACUAGUUACUCUGUAGAAGAUGGAAAACUCAUGUACAACAUCGGAUCUACUGGCAAAAAGCUAGUAAUCACCACACUGAAUAGCAGGAUGGAACUCCUGAAGUCUGCACAUAUAGACUCCGAAG
Mizuhopecten yessoensis (Yesso scallop) is the source of this 1016-nucleotide messenger RNA. RefSeq lists its product as uncharacterized. The annotation marks the transcript as partial. NCBI's taxonomy places the organism in Eukaryota, Metazoa, Mollusca, Bivalvia, Pectinida, Pectinidae. The record is from RefSeq and is a predicted model, not a curated record. The transcript has 4 exons.